AUGCCGGUACAAACCAGCCCACCGUCCUUCCCGGACUCGUUCCCGUCGUUCAUGUCCGUCUACGGUGGCCUGUCCCCCUACAAGCAGGACGAAAACCAGUAUCCUCUCCAGGUCCCGGCCCAUGUUCCUGUCAACACGUCGCGACGCCUCCUUCCUUCCCCCCACCGCGAAAGCGUGUCGUCCGUGACCUCGGCCUCGACCGAAUCAUCACCCACCACCACGAUAUCCCCAUUCGAUUCCCCAUCUACUGGAGAUAUCUCUCCUAGCUCAUCUCCAGAAUCCCCUUCAGCAAUGCCUUUGUCCUACCCUAAAUUUAUCCCUCCUACGCGCCCCAUGGAGAUUCCGUCGCACGCCAUGAUGCCGAUGGAGAGCUCUAAGCUAUUGCCAACCCCCAACAAUGAACGUCCAGUCUCGCCAGGUCGCCGGGAGCGCAACCUGAAGAACCUGUCCUUGCGGAUGCCGGCGCCGUCACAGUCCCGACCUCCCAUUGCCACAGCCUCGGUUCUGGAGACAUCAUCUAGACACCACCUGUUGGCCCCACCCUCCCCUCUCCAAAUACCCCAGAAGAGCAACAGCGGCAGGCGGCGUCCUGCGAAUCUUACCAUCCGGACACCGGGAUUCGACAAGUCGUUCUCUAGCAAUAUUUCGGAAGUAGUUCCCUCGACACCUCUUGGACGACAGUCCUUACGACAUGCGGAAUCCUCGCCUUCUCUCGCAUCCAUUACCUCGCCAGGCUUUGCUCCUACGGGUGGUAUGCAAUUGCCACGGCCGACGACUCACCACGGUGCGCGUCCGUUAUCCGGUGCAUCAUCCGAGGAGACAGCUUCGCCUCUUACGCCUAUCCCAGACGGUGAAUCUACAUUAUCAACGCGCGUUCUUCCCGGACUCGAGGAAGAAGACGAUCACCUUGAUUCACGAGAGUCCACGCGUAAAGCUUCGCGUGGCUAUCCGGAUGGACCUAUCCGGAUAUACGACACGGGCGUGUUUCUGUAUCUUGAACCGACCGCCGAGGAAGCUGGCAAAUUCGAUGUAGUCGUGAAUGUCGCCAAAGAGGUCAAGAAUCCAUUUGACACUGAGCAGAAGGAGCAAAACGACACCGUCAUGAGCACUUGGCGCAAUGCCUCCCGAGCCUCGAAGCGGUUCUCUGGCGGAGAUCCUCAGACUGCUAAUUCCGAGAUCUCGUUCAAAUCCGCAUUCGAAUUCCAGUCCUCCGGCUCUGAAACAGCGACUCCAACGACUCCCAUGCCUGACUCCGCCUCGACUCCAGAGUAUAUCCAUGUCGGGUGGGAUCACAACUCCGAAAUUCUCGACGAUCUGUUGCCGCUGUGUGAAAUCAUUGAUGAGCGAAUUGCAGAGGGCCAGAAGGUACUUGUGCACUGUCAGUUGGGUGCCAGUCGUUCGGCGUCAUUGGUUAUUGCGUACGGUCUGUACAAGAACCGGAACAUGGAUUUCAACUCUAUGUACGGGGCAGUCAAGGAACGCAGCCAGUGGGUGAGCCCAAACAUGAGCCUCAUCUAUCAGCUCACGGACUUCCGUAACCGGCUCCUCCGAGGCUCUCCCUCGCGCCCUGCUCCUCGAGAGUGGUUUGUCCAGACCGGUCGGAGAAGUUCUGAGCCUCAGGUCCCGCGAGCAGAGACGGAAGACUCGAACCGGCCGCUUUUCCGUGGUCUGUCGCAAGCACCGUCAAUGGGUUGCCUCAACCUCCCGUCUUCCAACAGUCGUCCCCGGACCAGCGACAAUGGGAAUCGAUCGCCCAAGCGCAGUCUGUCUCCGCGUCCCCUGCCGUUUCGGACGAAGUUCCAAUCUAUCGAGCCCGCAUUUGGCCGACGCCGAGGGUUGCCGCGUAGCGUCAGUAGCUGCGACCCUCUCAUCCAGACGAAUGUGUUUGUUCGCGAUAUUCCAGAUCCCGCAGGUUUUGGCUUCUUUUCUCCAAGAACCACGGGGUUCCUGGCCCCGCCUAUGCAACCACCACCUCGCACCAUCGACACCGUUGCGGAGGAUGGGCCCGCUUCCAAUCCCGCGCAGUAUGCAAAAGCCACAGCCGACCCUCGCUCGCCCCCAAUGGGAGGUGAGCGACUGAUUAUGAGGAACAUCGAUGAGUUCCUGUAA
Penicillium atrosanguineum is the source of this 2109-nucleotide messenger RNA. It is a transcript of the gene dspD, whose product is annotated as putative protein-tyrosine phosphatase. The coding region runs from base 1 to 2109 and encodes 702 amino acids. Lineage: Eukaryota; Fungi; Ascomycota; Eurotiomycetes; Eurotiales; Aspergillaceae. The transcript has a single exon. Gene Ontology annotation, cellular component: cytoplasm; nucleus; cytosol. The record is from RefSeq and is a predicted model, not a curated record. Gene Ontology annotation, molecular function: protein tyrosine/threonine phosphatase activity; MAP kinase tyrosine/serine/threonine phosphatase activity. Gene Ontology annotation, biological process: protein dephosphorylation; negative regulation of MAPK cascade.